Triticum turgidum subsp. durum (durum wheat) is the source of this 564-nucleotide messenger RNA. Lineage: Eukaryota; Viridiplantae; Streptophyta; Magnoliopsida; Poales; Poaceae. The record is from the annotation of a GenBank genome assembly.
AUGGUGAGGGGCAAGAUUGUGAUUAGGAGGGUUGAGAACAUGAGCAGAAGGCAGGUCACCUUCUCCAAGCGGCGUGGUGGUCUACUGAAGAAAGCACGUGAGCUGGCCAUCCUCUGUAAUGUCCAGGUCGGUGUUAUCGUCUUCUCCUCCACUUGUCGCCUCUACGAGUAUGCCAACUCCACCACCGCCACCACCAUGGGCACGGCCAUGCCUUCCAUGAUUCAAAACUACCAAUCUUCACAAGAGCAACAUCAGCUCCUGAAUCCAGUGUCACAAGUCAUGUUUUGGCAAGGGGAAGUCCAGAAAUUACAGCAGGAAAUGCAGAUGCUUCAAGAACAUCAUAGGAAGCUAAUGGGGGAGAGAUUAUUAAACUUAGGAGUCAAAGACUUAUGUUUAAUGGAAAAUCAGCUGGAGAAGAGCUUACACCGUAUUAGAGAAAAGAAGGAACAAAGUUCCACCAACCAUAUUCUACAACUCAACGAGAAGGGAUGCAUCUUUCAUCAAGAGAAUAUUCGACUCUCCAGGGAAAUAAAGCUUAUCCAUGAACAAAACUUGGAAUUAUAG